Budorcas taxicolor (takin) is the source of this 3631-nucleotide messenger RNA. It is a transcript of the gene ATP2C1, whose product is annotated as ATPase secretory pathway Ca2+ transporting 1. Bases 1 to 2862 code for a protein of 953 amino acids. Gene Ontology annotation, cellular component: Golgi membrane; endoplasmic reticulum; plasma membrane. The transcript has 27 exons. The record is from RefSeq and is a predicted model, not a curated record. Gene Ontology annotation, biological process: calcium ion transmembrane transport; intracellular calcium ion homeostasis; manganese ion transport. Lineage: Eukaryota; Metazoa; Chordata; Mammalia; Artiodactyla; Bovidae. Gene Ontology annotation, molecular function: P-type calcium transporter activity; ATP hydrolysis activity; ATP binding.
AUGGAUAAUCUUUUGCCUCAGUCAAGAUUCUCUUAUUUCAAAAAAUAUCCUCUCCAUGCAAUUAGAAAAUAUUUAUCGAUGCUGAGAAACCAAAGAGAGGAGGAACAGGUUGCACGUUUUCAAAAAAUUCCUAAUUCUGAAAAUGAGACAAUGAUUCCGGUAUUGACAUCAAAAAAAGCAAGUGAAUUACCAGUCAGUGAAGUUGCAAGCAUUCUCCAAGCUGAUCUUCAGAAUGGUCUGAACAAAUGUGAAGUAAGUCAUAGGAGAGCCUUCCAUGGCUGGAAUGAGUUUGAUAUCAGUGAAGAUGAGCCACUAUGGAAGAAGUAUAUUUCUCAGUUUAAAAAUCCCCUUAUUAUGCUGCUUCUGGCUUCUGCAGUCAUCAGUGUUUUAAUGCAUCAGUUUGAUGAUGCUGUCAGUAUCACUGUGGCAAUACUUAUCGUUGUUACGGUCGCCUUCGUUCAGGAAUAUCGUUCAGAAAAAUCUCUUGAAGAACUAAGUAAACUUAUGCCACCAGAAUGCCAUUGUGUGCGUGAAGGAAAACUGGAGCAUACGCUUGCACGAGACUUAGUUCCAGGUGAUACAGUUUGCCUUUCAGUUGGGGAUAGGGUUCCUGCCGACUUGCGCUUGUUUGAGGCUGUGGAUCUUUCUGUUGAUGAGUCCAGCUUGACAGGAGAGACAACACCUUGUUCUAAGGUGACAGCUCCUCAGCCUGCUGCUACUAAUGGAGAUCUUGCAUCAAGAAGUAACAUUGCCUUCAUGGGAACACUGGUCAGAUGUGGCAAAGCAAAGGGUAUUGUCAUUGGAACAGGUGAAAAUUCUGAAUUCGGAGAAGUUUUUAAAAUGAUGCAAGCAGAAGAAGCACCGAAAACCCCUCUGCAGAAGAGCAUGGACCUCUUAGGAAAGCAACUUUCCUUUUAUUCCUUUGGUAUAAUAGGUAUCAUCAUGUUGGUUGGCUGGUUACUAGGAAAAGACAUACUGGAAAUGUUUACUAUUAGUGUAAGUUUGGCUGUAGCAGCAAUUCCUGAAGGUCUUCCCAUUGUGGUCACAGUGACUCUAGCCCUUGGUGUUAUGAGAAUGGUGAAGAAGAGGGCGAUUGUGAAAAAACUACCUAUUGUUGAAACUCUGGGUUGCUGUAAUGUGAUUUGUUCAGAUAAGACUGGAACCCUGACCAAGAAUGAAAUGACUGUUACCCACAUAUUUACUUCGGAUGGCCUGCGUGCUGAGGUUACUGGAGUUGGCUACAAUCCAUUUGGGGAAGUGAUUGUUGAUGGUGAUGUUGUUCAUGGAUUCUAUAACCCAUCUGUUAGCAGAAUUGUUGAGGCUGGCUGUGUGUGCAAUGAUGCUGUAAUUAGAAAUAACACUCUAAUGGGGAAACCAACGGAAGGAGCCUUAAUUGCUCUUGCAAUGAAGAUGGGUCUUGAUGGACUUCAACAGGAUUAUAUCAGAAAAGCUGAAUACCCUUUUAGCUCUGAGCAGAAGUGGAUGGCUGUUAAGUGUGUGCACCGAACACAGCAGGACAGACCAGAGAUUUGUUUUAUGAAGGGUGCUUAUGAACAGGUGAUUAAGUAUUGCACUACAUAUCACAGCAAAGGGCAGACCUUGACACUCACCCAGCAGCAGAGAGAUCUGUACCAGCAAGAGAAGGCCCAGAUGGGCUCUGCAGGGCUCAGAGUUCUUGCUUUGGCUUCUGGUCCUGAAUUGGGACAACUGACGUUCCUUGGCCUGGUGGGAAUCAUUGAUCCUCCUAGAACUGGUGUGAAAGAAGCUGUUACAACACUCAUUGCCUCGGGAGUGUCGAUAAAAAUGAUUACUGGAGACUCACAGGAGACUGCAGUUGCCAUCGCUAGUCGUCUGGGAUUAUAUUCCAAAACCUCCCAGUCAGUCUCAGGAGAAGAAAUAGAUGCAAUGGAUGUCCAGCAGCUUUCACAAAUAGUGCCAAAGGUUGCAGUAUUUUACAGAGCUAGCCCAAGGCACAAGAUGAAAAUUAUCAAGUCUCUGCAGAAGAACGGGUCGGUUGUGGCCAUGACAGGAGAUGGAGUAAAUGAUGCAGUUGCUCUGAAGGCUGCAGACAUUGGAGUUGCGAUGGGUCAGACUGGCACAGAUGUUUGCAAAGAGGCAGCUGACAUGAUCCUGGUGGAUGACGAUUUUCAAACCAUCAUGUCUGCAAUUGAAGAGGGUAAAGGGAUUUAUAAUAAUAUUAAAAAUUUUGUUAGAUUCCAGCUGAGCACGAGUAUAGCAGCAUUAACUUUAAUCUCACUGGCUACAUUAAUGAACUUUCCCAAUCCUCUCAAUGCCAUGCAGAUUUUGUGGAUCAAUAUUAUUAUGGAUGGACCUCCAGCUCAGAGCCUUGGAGUAGAACCAGUGGAUAAAGAUGUCAUUCGUAAACCUCCACGCAACUGGAAAGACAGCAUUUUGACCAGAAACCUGAUACUUAAAAUACUUGUUUCCUCAAUAAUCAUUGUUUGUGGGACUUUGUUUGUCUUCUGGCGGGAGCUGCGAGACAAUGUGAUAACACCUCGGGACACAACGAUGACUUUCACGUGCUUUGUGUUUUUUGACAUGUUCAAUGCACUGAGUUCCAGAUCUCAGACCAAAUCUGUGUUUGAGAUUGGACUCUGCAGUAAUAAAAUGUUUUGCUAUGCAGUUCUUGGAUCCAUCAUGGGACAGUUAUUAGUUAUUUACUUUCCUCCACUUCAGAAAGUUUUUCAGACUGAGAGCCUAAGUAUACUGGAUUUACUGUUUCUUCUGGGUCUCACCUCAUCAGUGUGCAUAGUGGCAGAAAUUAUCAAGAAGGUUGAAAGGAGCAGAGAGAAGAUCCAGAAGCCUGCUAGCUCAACAUCGUCGUCUUUUCUUGAAGUAUGAUGCAUAUUGCAUUCUUUUAUUUGCAAACUAGGAAUUGCAGUCUGAGGAUCGUUUAGAAGGGCAAGUUCAAGAGGAUAAAAUGAAGAUUUGAGAACUUUUGAACUUUUUAUUGACUAAAAAUGAGUGUUAAAGACUUGAGACUUUAACCUGCUGAGAGUCCCAAAUGAAAUUAUGCAACUUUGGUAACAUUUUCCUUGAUUUAAAUUGGCUUUUGCAAUUGAAUGGAACUUCAUAAAGUGUAUGGGCAGUUACUUAAUUUAAAAAAAAAAAAAAGGUAAAACCUGAACCACCUUCUGCACUUAAAAGAGGUCUAACAGUUCAAAUACACUAUCUAUUCUAGAUAGACAUGAUUUUUUUUUAAUUUUUAAAUAUUGUACUAUUUAUGGUGGUGGGGCUUUCUUACUAAUACACAAAUAAAUUUAAUCAUUUCAAAGGCAUUCUGUUUGGUUUAGGAAGUUAAUUCCCAGGAGUGCCAUAUUUCAGCUACUGUAUGUCCUUUUCCCUGCAGUGUAAGCAGUUCAGCUACCUUGUGUUAUCAUUUUUGUAUCUCACGUUUUUUGCACAGGAUGUGACCACUGUCAGAUCACUGUUCUUUUCUUUCUUUUUGUGAUUGAAAAGCCUAUACUGCAAUUUGAAGUAAAUGUUUGCUUUUCUUAGUAAGUGUAAAUGGUUGCCUUUUUUCUUCCUUUUUUUAUUUUUGGUAUGAGUCUUUGGUCUAGCAAAAUUAAUAAAUAUAGAGCUGUUGAGUAGCUUUCUAGGUAGGGUAGCU